AUGAAGCAGGUGUCAUUAAGAUUUCAUCAAUCUACCUCAACUCCUGUAAAGGAUAAAGUUGAACUCAAGAAACCAAUCCCUAAACAAAAGUGGGAGUUAACCAGUGACAAGAUUUCGAUGACGAAGAAGGUCGGUGCCGGUGCCUUCGGUGAAGUAUGGCUCGGAACAAUGCGAGAGAGCCCAAAGGAUCCUCCGGUUGAUGUUGCCAUAAAAGUGAAAAAAGUCAACGAGCAAAAUAAAACAAUCUUGGACGAGAUGUACAAGGAGGCACGCAUAAUGAGACAGUAUAAACAUAAAAAUGUGGUUAGAUUUUAUGGUGUAGUACAGAACAAGGGCGACAACAGUGCGAUGAUUGUUAUGGAGUUCAUUGAUGGUGGCGCAUUGGACGAAUACCUUAGAAAAAACUCAGAUGUUUCGACAAAAGCAAGAGUGGGCUAUGCCGUUGAUGUUGCAAUUGGCCUCGUCUACUUACAUUCAAAAGGUUGUAUGCACAGGGACAUUGCUUGUCGGAACUGUCUCAUCGACGUGAAGAAAGGUGUCGUGAAAAUCAGCGAUUUUGGCAUGUCAAAGCAAGCAGAAUUCUAUGAAAUUCCCAGCACUGAAAACUCCCAAUCACAAUUGCUGCAAGCUCCAGAAGUUAUCUCAACACGAGUGUAUACGGCAAAAUGUGAUGUUUACUCUUACGGUAUACUCCUUUGGGAGAUCUUCAAUAAUGGCCAAGUACCUUACAAAGGUAUCGAUAACAAAACUGUCAGAGAAAAGAUAUCUGACCCUAAAUUUCGUCCGCCAACUGAUGCCACCCUUCCCAUUGUUAUAUAUCGAGUGAUGAAAACCUGUUGGAGAGGAAAUCCUGUGAAAAGACCGGCAAUGGAACAAGUUGCUCGCUAUCUUGCUAAUGCUCCUCCAGAAUUGUGA
Cooperia oncophora is the source of this 915-nucleotide messenger RNA. NCBI's taxonomy places the organism in Eukaryota, Metazoa, Nematoda, Chromadorea, Rhabditida, Trichostrongylidae. The record is from the annotation of a GenBank genome assembly.